Branchiostoma belcheri (Belcher's lancelet) is the source of this 759-nucleotide messenger RNA. RefSeq lists its product as uncharacterized. The record is from RefSeq and is a predicted model, not a curated record. Gene Ontology annotation, molecular function: signaling receptor binding. Bases 1 to 759 code for a protein of 252 amino acids. Lineage: Eukaryota; Metazoa; Chordata; Leptocardii; Amphioxiformes; Branchiostomatidae. Gene Ontology annotation, cellular component: endomembrane system. The transcript has 4 exons.
AUGGGAAGGAAGCUGCGACACUUGCUGAUUUUUCUUCUCAUCAUCCUGAAGGAGCCCAACAUGCCAGAAGCUGACUGCAGCUCUGUUGUAGUAACUAGUGGUCUUGAUCACGAGUAUGAAGAUGUAGACCAACAUAAUCAGACAAGGCAGGGUCGGUCUCGGGCCAUCACUGAAUCCAACAGAAAAAUACCACCUGUAAUAACUAGACGUGAUUCUGAUCACCAGUAUGAAGAUGUAGACAGACAUAAUCAGACAGGGCAGGGCCAGUGUCAAGCCAUCACUGAAUCCAACACCACAGCUGUUGUAGUAACUAGUGGUCUUGAUCAUGAGUAUGAAGAUGUAGACAAGCAUAAUCAGACAAGGCAGGGCCAGUCUCGGGCCAUCACUGAAUCCAACAUAAAAACAGAAGCUGUUGUAACUAGUGGUCACGAUCACCAGUAUGAAAAUAUGAAACAGCACAAGCAGACAAAGCCAAAUGCCCUAAACAAGAAUGCUGACUCCUGGGACAGCAAAAGUGUGAAAACACCACCAGAGGACCCAAACACUACAGAAAUAACCAGUGGUCACGAUCAGACAGAGCAGGGCCAGUCUCAGGCCACAACUCAAUCUUUGGAUUUUAAAGAUUUAUCACAUGAUGCACUACUAGCUGCCUUACAGACAAAUCAUAUGUAUGUAGGUGUGAAAACAACAGAAAAGGAGCCAAAACCUACAGAAAUAACCAGUGGUCACGAUCAGACAGAGCAGGAAGUCAUGGUUUAG